GACGAGCACCCCUCAUUGUGUUUGCACCUCCAGCCUGGUCUACCUUCCUCUCACCGCGCCACGUCCCACAGAAGCCCUACCGCCAUGAGUCGCUCGUACGCCUCCUCCGCUGAGUCUGCCUCCUCCUACCGGCGGACCUUCGGCUCGGGCACAGGCAUCCCCGCCUCGCUGUCCCGCUCCAUGCUCUCCGGACGCGGCUCCUCCCAAACGGCCUCGCGCACCUACGAGAUGAGAAAGACCUCCUCGUACCCGAGCUACUCCAGCUACCGCGCCUCCUCCUCCGGCUAUGGCGCCCCCAUAUCGUCCCGCUCCUACGCCGGGCUGGGCGAGACGCUGGACUUCAACCUGGCCGACGCCAUGAACCAGGACUUCCUGCAGACGCGCACCAACGAGAAGGCCGAGCUGCAGCACCUGAAUGACCGCUUCGCCAGCUACAUCGAGAAGGUGCGCUUCCUGGAGCAGCAGAACCAGACGCUGGUGGUGGAGAUCGAGCGCCUGCGCGCCCGGGAGCCCACGCGCGUGGCCGAGAUGUACGAGGACGAGAUGAGGGACCUGCGCCGCCAGGUGGAGGUCCUGACCAACCAGAGGGCCCGCGUGGAGGUGGAGAGGGACAACCUGGCCGACGACCUGCAGAAACUCAAAAUCAGAUUGCAGGAGGAAAUCCAUCAAAAGGAGGAGGCUGAGAAUAACCUAGGUGCCUUCAGAGCUGACGUGGAUGCUGCCACACUGGCUCGGCUGGACCUGGAGAGACGCAUCGAGACACUGCAGGAGGAGAUCGGCUUCCUCAAGAGGAUUCACGAGGAGGAGAUCCGUGAGCUGCAGGCCCAGAUGCAGGAGACGCAGGUGCAGGUGCAGAUGGACAUGUCCAAACCCGACCUGACCGCAGCGCUGCGGGACAUCCGCGCCCAGUACGAGGGCAUCGCCGCCAAGAACAUCUCCGAGGCCGAGGAGUGGUACAAGUCCAAGGUGACAGACCUAAACCAGGCCGUGGCGAAGAACAACGAUGCUCUGCGCCAGUCCAAGCAGGAGACCAUGGAGUUCCGCCACCAGAUCCAGUCCUACACCUGCGAGGUCGACUCCCUCAAGGGCACCAACGAGUCUCUGAUGAGGCAGAUGAGGGAGAUGGAGGACCAGCACAGCCGCGAGGCCAGUGGUUUCCAGGACACCAUCGCCCGUAUGGAGGCCGAGAUCGCCAACAUGAAGGACGAGAUGGCCAGGCACCUGCGCGAGUACCAGGACCUGCUCAACAUCAAGAUGGCCCUGGAUGUAGAGAUCGCCACCUACAGGAAGCUGCUGGAAGGAGAGGAGAGCCGAAUCGCAAUUCCUGUGCAGGCAUACUCCUCCAUCAGCUUUCGAGAAACAAGUCCGGAGCAGCAGCGUUCUUCUGAAAUGCACUCCAAAAAAACAGUCCUGAUCAAGACCAUCGAGACUCGUGAUGGAGAGGUCGUCAGUGAAUCCAGUCAACACCAGGAGGAGGUCAUGUAGGACACAGAAAAGAGGAAAAAAAGAAAAAAAAAAGAAAGAAAUAAAAUUAUGUGCAAAAAAAUAGACAUUUGUAUCCAAAUGAUGACCCCCCCCCCCCCCAAUUUGUUUAAGGACAGACACAAUUUUUUAUACACGCAAUUAAACUGCUCACUAAUGACACAAAGGCCUAAUAAGCAUGAAAGAAAUGGAAAAAAGAAAAAAGGUAGAAAAUAAAAGUAAUGAGAAAUGAGGACAGGAGAAAGUGAGUAAUCAAAAUGCGACAGUGCUGCCCAUAGAGAAAUGGAAUAUACUGCAAUAUAUUGCGAAUAUCUGGACUGUGAAAAUAUAUUUCACAUAAGUCUAAUAUAUUGCAAUAUCUUAAAGAAGCAGUAAUGGAUGUAUUUAUCAACAUAUUGUGAAGUAUUACAGUAUAUUGAUAUUAUACUGCAAUACAUUUUCAGAUAUAUUUCGUUUCCGUAAGGGACGAAUAGUAAUUAUAGCUGGGUUUAUAUUGUGUGUGUAUCCAUGCGCAUGUGUGUGCGUAUGGGUGUUUAUCUCCCAGUUUAAAGAACGCCAUUCAUUGCAGCAGAAGUUUGUAAUAGAGAUCUACACUCAUCUGAUGAUCUUGUGAAGAAGAUCUCAGUUUGAGUUGUAGAGUUUCAGUCAUUCUGGCCGUCUGCUUUGCACAUGCACACUGCUGGGCAGGGCAGGGAGGAGCUGGGCCUGGCUAAGCAAGUUGGUCCAAUCAUAAGGGGUAUAUGGUCUGUGGUCUCAUUGAAGAGUAAUAUUGGCUUUCUGGCUUUUCACAAGGACUGCUGACCCAGUUAGACUUGAAAUCCGCAUUCCUUGCUCCAUAAUUGUUUUCCCAUAUUCCCAUGUUUCCAGGUGGAACAAUAUGGCUUGAAUCAGUAGUUACUUCAGAUAAAUGCAAGGAGGAAGCUACUUCAGACUAUUCAGAGAGAGCCAAUGUUCUGGCUGUGUCUUCUACAUUCACAUUCACAUCAUCUGCAUCCAACAAAUCUUUUGCGGCAUUGAGAAAAGAUUCAAAUGUGACCAACAUGCUUCUGGAGACCUAUGGAGCAUGACGAUGUUGUCACUGUUUCUACUGCCCAAGUCACUGCAAUAUAUUUACACCUGUCACAAGCAACUGACACUAGUAGUUCAUAAUUUCAUAAUCUGUCAGAAAAUAAUUGUGCAUCUAAUUAUUUAUCUAAUAAUCUAUCUAAUUCAGUUAUAAAUGACAUGUUUUCACAGACACCAGUCUUCUCUUUUGCAAUUUCUAGCUAAAUGCUAAUAAGGUUGAUGUUGUUGGCUCCAGUUUGGAGCUAGCUAGCUAACAUGCUAGCUAAUGUCAUCUAUCCACAAGAUAAAGAUGUAAUGGAAAAUCAGCGAGCUCUUAAUAAAUACACACCCUUUGGAAA
Messenger RNA from Conger conger (European conger), 2885 nucleotides. RefSeq names its product desmin-like. The record is from RefSeq and is a predicted model, not a curated record. The coding region runs from base 85 to 1485 and encodes 466 amino acids. The transcript is spliced from 9 exons. Gene Ontology annotation, cellular component: cell-cell junction; Z disc; intermediate filament. Gene Ontology annotation, biological process: skeletal muscle organ development. NCBI's taxonomy places the organism in Eukaryota, Metazoa, Chordata, Actinopteri, Anguilliformes, Congridae.